AUGUUGACCUUACCGUUUGAUGAGCCAGCAAUGAGGCCAGGGACCGGGACCCAGUUUGGGGCCAACUUCCCUCUAGACUGCGUGCGCGAGAUCAAGGUCAGUAAACAAGAACCUUUCCUAAAAGCAGCCGAUACCAUCUCCCAGACCCACAUCAAAACCACGGAGGAUGAGUUAGAGUCGGAGAGGGAUGAGGACGAGAGAGAGGAGCUAGGCCAAGAAGACGAGGACGUGGACGGUUUACCAGGAAGGAGGAGAGGCCCACGUAAAAAGAAGAUGACCAAGGGGCGCGUGGACAGGGUGAAAAUUCGGCGCCAGGAGGCCAACGCGCGCGAGCGGAGCAGGAUGCACGGGCUGAACGACGCGCUGGACUGCCUGCGCAAAGUCGUGCCCUGCUACUCCAAGACGCAGAAGCUGUCCAAGAUUGAGACUCUCCGACUGGCCAAGAACUACAUCUGGGCGCUGUCGGAGAUCCUCAGCACCGGCAAGAGACCCGACCUAUUGGCAUUUGUCCAGGCGCUCUGCAAGGGACUGUCUCAGCCAACCACCAACUUAGUGGCGGGCUGUCUCCAGCUCAAUGCCAGAAAUGUCAUCACGGACCACAACGGAGAGACAUCUUUCACUGGUAGGUCCCCAUUCGACGCUAUGUACCCUGCGCCUUAUCACAGUUCCACCGAGGCUGUAGCGUCUUCAGGCCACGGCAGCAGCACCAUGGACAGCGCCAAACCUUUCAGACCAUUUAGCUCCUACUGCAGUGCCUAUGAGUCCUUCUACGAGAGCACGUCCCCAGAAUGUUCGAGCCCUCAAUUCGACAGUGGUGCUCUGAGCCCUCCAAUCAACUUUAACGGGAUAUUCUCCCUAAAGCACGAGGAGCCAGCGGACUAUGGAAAGAGCUGUCAUUACGGUAUGCGGUACUGCGCGGCGGUGGCGGGUCGCAACUCCCUCGGUCAGAACUCAAUGUCACGGGGGUCCUCUGACAUCCGGGAUAUCCAUGUCCCCUAUGACAUCCACCUCCGCAGCCAGUUCUACCCAAUGCAGGAGGAACUAAACACGCCCUUUCAUAAUUGAUAAGAGAAAAGUCAAAUGUGACCAGCUUAUAGUGGAGUAGCCUAAUUAGGCUAAAAUACAGAACCCACAC
Molecule: messenger RNA, 1135 nt
Organism: Oncorhynchus nerka (sockeye salmon)
Lineage: Eukaryota; Metazoa; Chordata; Actinopteri; Salmoniformes; Salmonidae
Gene: neurod6a
Product: neuronal differentiation 6a
Exons: 1
Coding region: 1-1065 (354 amino acids)
Biological process (GO): positive regulation of transcription by RNA polymerase II; sensory organ development; axon development
Cellular component (GO): nucleus
Molecular function (GO): protein dimerization activity; E-box binding; DNA-binding transcription factor activity, RNA polymerase II-specific
Source: RefSeq, a predicted model, not a curated record